Messenger RNA from Mesorhabditis belari, 8472 nucleotides. Lineage: Eukaryota; Metazoa; Nematoda; Chromadorea; Rhabditida; Rhabditidae. The record is from the annotation of a GenBank genome assembly.
AUGGACGGAGACGAUGAUUACAUGCCUCAGAUGUCGCAAUUGGGCGGCGACUAUGGGGCGAUGGGUGGCGGGGGAAAUCCGUAUGGACACCCGUAUGGCCACAAUCCACAACCAUCCACACAUCAAGGAAUGACCAAUCCGUAUGGAGAACCGAUGAUGCAUCAGAUGAAUCAAAUGCAGACGUUGCACCCGAUUGGUGGUCCUCCAAUGCAACAACAACAACAGCAACAACAACCGCCACCUGCUCCACAGCCACCCGCAAAACAAACGAAACGCUCGAAGAAGAAAGAAGCGGCUGCGGCUGCUGCUGCUGCAGCUGCACAACAGCAAGCACAACAACAAAACCAAAUGGGAAUGGGACAUGGAGGUCCAAAUGAUCCAAUGGCGAGUAUGGCUGCCAUGUCACACAAUCCGAUGCGACAACCCAUUCAACCGAUUCAACAGAUGCCAAUGGAGAUGCAACGACAACAGAUGAUGUAUGGUGCUCAGACGCAGGCGACACCACAGGGUACUUGGGGUGGCCCACAAAGCACCGCUUAUCCACAAGGGCACCCACAACAUCCACAAAGUGCUUACGGACGUGCGCCUGGGUACCCGGCGCAACCGUAUCCUGGAAUCGGCUAUCCCGCACAUCAGACACAGCAACGACCGCCUGGCUAUGGAAUGCCGCCAACGAAUCCGUAUGGAGGCUAUCCACCAAACGCAUAUUCCCAAUAUCCGGCGAUGGGCCGAUACCCGGCGCAACCCAAUCAAAUACCUUCACAAUAUGGAUAUCCCGAUCCAGCUCAUCAAACGCCACAAGCGUAUGCAUCGUAUUCAACGCCGACCUCGAAUGCACAGCAAUCGAUGAAUUCAACGAAUCCACCAACUUCUGAGCACUAUCAACAGCAAAUGCAUCCUUAUGCAAUGCCACAACAUCAUCAAUCGUCAUUUAAUUCACAGAUGAUUGGUCAAAUGCAAAUGGAACUCUCACAACUGCAUCAACGAAUCCAGCAACUCUACCAACAGCAACGGACACCAAUGAUCGAGCAAGAGCUACACAAAUGCGAGCAAAGAAUCGCAUAUUUACAGAGUCAACUCUCCACCAGCACCACCCCAAACCCCUACCACCAUUCUCAGACUUCACAAGCUUCUGCCGGCGGUGCUCCUGGCGCUAAUCCGAUGUCGGGGAUGAUCCCCGGUCAACAACCCCAAAAUCCUGUUUCCGUCACUCAAAGUGGUAGCCAAGUGCAAGUAAACAUCAAGCCAGAUUUCCCAGGGAAAACCUUGAUCUCUGUCUAUCAUCAGAACUAUCCAGAUGGUGGAGGAGCAAGCAAUGGACAAUUCGAACCACCAAAGGACUCAGUCCCACCCGAGCCUGUCCCAUCAAGUCGAUCUCCGCCACAAAUCCAGCAAAUUCAAUCUGUCACAUCACUGCAGCAACCAAAUACGCAAGCACAGAUUGCACCAAUCGCUGCUCCAACAACAGCUCCCUAUCCCCUGCCAACUACUACUCAGCAUCCACCAAACAUGAAUGGACAUACUUCAACUUAUGGACAACAACAUAACCAACUUCUACCUCAACAAGUGGCAAAUGAGAUGAUCAAGAUUGAACAGAUUGAGGCACCGAUAGAAAAACUCAAGGUUGAGCAGACGAUUGAUCGAGAUGCAACACCGCCAAUGAUACAAGGAAGUGAACUAGAUCGAAUAGACGAUCAACAAGAGGACUCAAGAGAUGCACGACAAAGAGAAGAAGAAGAAGAAAUUGAUAGUAUGAUGGAAUAUCCACCGCGAGCACCAUUACCCCAACCACCACCCGAUGAAGAGGAUGAGGGACAAGAAAUCGGAGAUGUCAAUCAUCAGGAGUUGUUGGUGGCUGAGCCGAUUGUUGAGGAACCAGAAGAGCCAAAUGAACCAAAUGAAGCGAGCAAUGUGCAAGAAAAUGGACAUCAAGAGGAAGAAUUGAAUGAAGUGGUCAAAGAUGAGGGAAAAGAUGAAGAGAUUGAGAAAUCGAUUUUACAAGAAGAAAUUCUUGAAGAAGGAAAAGAAUUGGUGUUGGAAGCUGAACAAGAACAAGAACAAGAAGAAGGACAAGAACAGGAACAGGAACAAGAACAAGAACAGGAACAGGAACAGGAACAAGAACAAGAAGUGGUUGAAGAAGAGGUGCAGACGAGCAAGUUAGAAGAAGAUGAAGAGGCUCAGCUACUGGAAGAAGCGGAAGAAGGGAAGAAUGAAGAAGAGAGUGAAGCUGAGACUCAAGCUGAAGUUGAGGAGAAAGUCGAAGAGGAAGAAGAAGACAAAAUAAAAGAAGAGGAUGAGAAAGAAGAAGAGAAAGAGGAAGAAGAAGAUGAGAAAGAAGAAGAGAAAGAGGAAGAAGUGGAAGAGGCAGAAGAGAAAGAAGAAGUGGAAGAGGCAGAAGAGGUAGAAAAAGAACAAACACCCAGUCAACCAGCUACAGAAGAAGCGACAAGGGACACGGAUCAAGCAGAAAGCAAAGAAGGCGAUGAAGAGAAAACAGAGCCGGCAUUGGAUGAACAAGAGGAAGAAGAGGAGGAAGAGAUCAUUCCACAACCAUCAACUUCGAAAGCGGCUAAGCCGAAAGCAACGAAUAAGAAGACGGGCCGAAAAAGCACUAAAAAGAGCAGCUAUGUCGAGUAUUGGGAUGAUGAUGAACCGUAUGAGACAACGACGAGCUCAAAAAAGACGAAAAAAGCCGUAUCGAGUAAGAAAAAAGCGACGAAAAAGGAGAAAUACGUUGAAGAAGAAUUUCCGACCGAAUUUCUCGACAAUGAAAAACGUCGUUCCGGUCGUCGAGGAAAUCAAAAAAGUUAUGCUGAGCCGUCAAUGGAUGAAUUUGAUCAAUUCAUUAUUCCAGAGAGUGAAGGUGGUACGCCAUUGGGUGACGAAGAUGAGGACUCGUUACCGCUUGCUGUUCACAUGCCACUUGUCGUUGAAAAGAUUUUGGCCUUACGAAAUGAAGGUGAAGAGAAUGAGGAAUUUUACGUGAAAUGGAAAGGACGAUCGCAUAUGCAUUGUGAAUGGAAAACACAAAUUCAAUUGGAAGAACUUGAUAAAAGAGUACUGGGAAAACUGAAAAGAUACAAGCAAAAGAGAGCUUCGGGAAUUGAGGAUGAAGAGAUCAAUGAUGAUUUCCUUGUCGUCGACAGAGUGCUGGCAAUGGAUUAUCAAGAUGAUGGCGAUUAUGCUCUAGUCAAGUGGAAAAAUCUUCCUUAUGAUGAAGUCACUUGGGAAACGGUGGAUGUUGUACCAGAAGAGAAAAUCGAACAAUGGACAAAAUGGCAAAAGAUUGAUAAAGCAAAAGCGAAAGAGAAAGCUCGUCCCGAAGUUGGCGGUUGGAAGAAAUUACCAACGGAUAUCGAGUGGAAAAAUGGGAAUUGCUUGAGAGAAUAUCAAUUCGAUGGAGUGAACUGGUUGACGUAUUGCUAUUAUCAUCGACAAAACUGCAUUCUCGCCGAUGAAAUGGGACUCGGGAAAACCGUUCAAACAAUCACUUUUCUGUCAAGGGUUUAUGAGUAUGGUAUCCACGGUCCAUUUCUAAUCGUUGUUCCACUUUCAACCAUUCACAAUUGGGUCAGAGAAUUCGAGACUUGGACUGAUAUGAAUGCGGUAGUCUAUCAUGGGAGCUCAAAUGGUCGACAAAUCAUUGAAAAUAAUGAGAUUUUUUAUUCAAAACCAGACGAAGAAAAGGAUGCAAAGCUUUGGCGACGUAAUCUUGUUAAAUUUGAUGCUUUGAUUACGACUUUUGAAAUGGUUGUGACAGAGGUCGAAUUCUUGAGGAAAAUCAAUUGGAAGGUUUGCAUCAUCGAUGAAGCGCAUCGAUUGAAGAAUCGCAAUUGCAAGCUGUUAACGGGCGGAUUGCUUUCAUUACGAAUGGAUCAUCGAGUACUUUUGACGGGCACACCAUUGCAGAAUAAUGUCGAAGAGCUCUUCUCAUUGCUCAAUUUCCUUCAUCCAGAGCAAUUUGCGAACUCUGAGGCUUUCCUUGAGAAAUUCGGACAGUGCAAAACCGAUGAGCAAGUCACGCAGUUACAGCAAAUUCUUAAACCGAUGAUGUUACGUCGUUUGAAAGAGGACGUUGAAAAAAGCUUGCAACCACGCGAAGAAGUCAUCAUUGAAGUUCAAUUAUCGGAUGCGCAAAAGAAAUACUAUCGAGCGAUUCUUGAGAAGAAUUUCACUCAUUUGUGCAAGGGAGGCAGUGCUCCAUCGCUGAUGAAUGUAAUGAUGGAGUUGAGGAAAUGCUGUAAUCAUCCUUUCUUGAUUCAGGGAGCUGAAGAACAAAUCGUUUCCGAAGUUCGUCUUCUUCAUCCAGAAAUCGAUGAGGACACAGCGCAGAAGAAAGCUUUAGUCGACGCAUCCGGGAAAAUGGUUCUCAUUGAGAAAUUGUUGCCAAAAUUGAAACAAGAUGGACAUCGAGUCCUUCUCUUCUCUCAAAUGGUCAAAGUGCUUGAUUUGAUUGAGGAAUUCGUUACGAAUAUGGGAUAUCUUUACGAAAGAAUUGAUGGAAACGUUCGCGGUGAUUUAAGACAAGCAGCAAUCGAUCGUUUCUCAAGACAAGACUCUGAUCGUUUCCUCUUCUUGUUGUGUACAAGAGCUGGCGGUUUGGGCAUCAAUUUAACCGCCGCUGAUACAGUGAUCAUUUUUGAUUCGGAUUGGAAUCCACAAAAUGAUUUACAAGCUCAAGCAAGAUGUCAUCGAAUUGGUCAAAAGAAAAUGGUGAAAGUCUAUCGGUUGAUCACGGCGAACACUUAUGAAAGGGAAAUGUUUGAUAAGGCAUCUCUGAAGCUCGGCCUUGACAAAGCGGUUCUUCAAUCGACGACAGUAAUGGAGAAAAAGGAACAACUAACGAAGAAAGAAAUCGAGGAAUUGUUGAAGAAAGGAGCCUAUGGAUCGAUAAUGGAUGAAACAAAUGAAGGAAGUAAAUUCAGUGAAGAAGAUAUUGAGACAAUUUUGCAAAGACGAGCCACAACAAUCACGUUAGAAGCCGGCGCAAAAGGAUCGACUUUUUCGAAAGCAAGCUUUGGAUCGAGUAAUAACACUGAUGAAAUUGAUAUUGAUGAUCCGAAUUUUUGGACAAAAUGGGCUGAAAAAGCGAAUGUUGAUUUGGAAAAAGUUCGCGAACGACAAAGCGGAAAACAGUUGAUUGUGAGUGAGCCGAGAAAUCGAAAAAAGCGAUUUGAAGAGGACACGUUAAAAGAGGGUGAUGUUUCGCCGAGUGAUGACAGUGAUGAUGCGUCAAAGAGACGAUUUGAGCGACGAAUGGAAAGACGAAAGAAAAGACGAAGAGAUGAUGAUGAUGAUGAGUAUGUUCGGUAUCGCCCGGAUGAAUUGGCGUUCAACAAAAGCGAUUACUUUAAGGUGGAGAAGUUGAUUGGAUCGUAUGGUUGGGGUCGUUGGAAACUCUUCAAAGAACAAGGUGACAUGGAGGCGACCGAGAUCGACAUCGAGCACUUGUCGAGAACUCUUCUCCUUCACAAUCUACGCGAUUUUCGUGGCGACGAGCGCACAAGAGAAUACGUUUAUGCCGUUAUUGAGCCGAAAGAUGCGCGAAAUUAUAAGCAAGAUUCGAGGAAUAAAUUGACGUCUGGAUGGGCGGCUUUACCCGAAUACAAUCCACCGAAUUUCGUUCUUGACACAUCAUUUCAACGGCAUAUUCAUCGCUACUCGAAUAAAUUGAUUUCUAAAGUCGAAAUCAUGCAUUUCCUCUUUGAAGGAUUGCUAAAAGAAAGGAAACCAGAAGUGGAAGCGGGCAAGAAAGCUGAGGAAAUCGAUUUGGUCUUCUUGCCGCCAGUUGAACCGAUGACUGUCGAUGGAUGGGAUAAUGCUUGUGAUAAAAGUCUCAUCAUUGGCACCUACAAACAUGGCAUGGAAAAUCCGGAUGCGAUGAAAGCUGAUGAGACUUUGUGUUUCAUGGAAAAAGUCGAUGUAAUGCCGACGGGGAAUGAGAUAUUCUUGCGAUUGAAAAGAAUCCAACAACGAACAGCACAAGCCAUUUCAGAAGAGCUGGCCGCUAAACAACCGACAAAAUGGCCGAGAAGCCAGGAAGUGGAAUUCGUGCGUCUAAUCGCUACUUUCCCGAUCAAAGACUGGGAUGUCGACAUCACGGCUGUUGACUGGAGUGCUGUGAGAAAGAGAUCGCCGAUGUUUGACAAGAAAAGCGAUGCCGAUCUACAAGCGCACAUGUUCGCCGUGUUGGCUCAAUGCUUUAAAGCAAAGGGUGCUGCCGCCGAUAUGCCGUCUGCUUUCGCUUCAGCAGCUCCGAUGAGUGACGAUCUUCUAAAUGCAAACACAGCUCAAUCAAUCCUCAAUCGUUUACAAUUGCUGAAGAAGAUCUCAAUGGUUUGCGCGAAUGGGAAGAAUGGAUUGGAUGCGUUUGAUGAGAAGAUUGCUCUUUGUCCCAAAGAAGGACUUCCAUCUGGAUGGAGUGAAGAGCACGAUAAGGAGUUGUUAAUGGUUGCCAACGAGUACGGGAUCAAGGACAUUUCUGUAAAUAUUCUCGGGAAAACUCUCUUUCAAAAAAUCAUCCGCCCAACUGAAUCAAUCCUUUUCAAAAGAGUCAUCGAUCUUUCAUCCACUCUACUCACUGGAAAAUAUUCCCCACAAGAUUCACAAGAAUAUUUAUUGGAUGAGUUACAAGAUGAAAAACAACAACAACAACAACAACAGCAACAGCAACAGCAACAGCAACAACAACAACAACAACCGAGAACUGAUGCCGCGCAACAACAAAUGCAACAAUUGCUAGCUGCACAUUUAUUAGCUUCAGCUACCCCGUCGACGUCGACGAGUCAAAGAAGCUCGAAUUCAAGGAGUAGAAAGAGACCUGCGAAAACGGCACAAGAGACAGUCGCUGAGGCGGUAGUUGAGCAACUCCAAGCGGCAAUGAUCCAGCAAAUGGUGAUGGCUGCCGGGCAAUCCGGAUCCGGAAAAGAUUCAGCUGCUGCACAACAACUCUUGCUUAUAUUAGCCCUUCAACAACAACAAGCACAACAACAGACAACGUCUAGAUCAACGACUACUUCCAGUGCUGCCGCUAAUAGUGAUCAAGCAGCUCAAUUAGCGACAAUGGCUGCAUUGUUGGCUUGCGCGAGUCAAGAAGAUUUAGCGGCUUUGGGAUUGAAUGGACAACAGAAGCAAGCUUUGUUGGGAAUGUUGGCGGCUCAAGCUGGCUCAACUCCAGCAUCAACACCGGCACCAAGCACUCAAACAACCAGACAUUCAACAACGACUCCAUCGACGUCAAAGAACACUACUUCGAAAGCAGCCACCUCAGCUUCGACAUCAGCUACAGCUACAGCUAGAGCCGCGAAUUCUGAAGCUCAAGCAAUGGCUGCUUUAGCUGCAGCUGCUGGACUUUCAGCAACAUCACAGGGAGGAACGAUGACCGAAGCCGAGCUUCUCCUUCAACUACAAGUCGCACAACUAGCCGCCUAUGGAUUAACGAUUCAAGACUAUGUUCUGUUGAGUAAUAUGCCCCCAGAUACAAAAGUCCCUUGUCGACAUCGGACCACUAAUGAGCUUCUACCUAAUGAUCAGCAUCCAACAAUUGCAACGUUGAUUCAGUUCUUGGAGAAGAAUACACAGUACAAGGUGGACCUUCGUGGUGACUCCACUCAGGCAACUCCGCAACGCAGCAAGACAGCCACCCCAGCGCUCUCAACUCCAAAACCAGCCGCAACACCAGUGCCUGCAGCUACGCCAAAGCUUGAGCAAAUGAUCGAUCCUGGCACCUCGCUUGAUCUCACGAAAAAGCCAGGCGAAAUCCCGAAAGGUGUUGUUGUGGAGACGGAGGAGGAGAGGAAGAAGGAGAAGGAGAGGGAGAGGGAGAAGGAGAGGGAGAAGGAGAGGAAGAAGGAGAGAGGCAAAUCACAGACACCGCCUGCUCUAAUGGCUGGUAGUACUGUGGCGACACCGCAACCCGCAGCCACACCAACCCCGUCAGCUACUCCUGUUGCCUCUACUUCGUCUGCAAAUGCUCUUGCGCAACAACAAGCAUUGGCUGCCUUGGCAUCAGCCUCAUCUCUCUCUACUCCAGCCUCGUCAAGCAAUGCCAACGUUCAACAGCAAGCAAUGUUAUUAGCAAUGAUGCAAGCUGCGCAAAUCCCAACCCAGACAAGCACUUCAUCAGCCGCCAAGUUGCAACAAGCGCAAAUGGAAGCGCUACAGAUGCAAUCACUCUUGCAACAAGCUUUCAUGCUACAAGCAGCACAGGCCUCGUAUUCAAUGUCGAGUUUAAACGCGAGCACCUCAACAAAACAAUCGCUUGAAGAACAGCAAACGGCUGCCUUAUAUCAGAGUCUCGCCUUGAUGGGAAUGGGUGGUGUGGUGAAUGGAGCGCAGAACUCGUCCGCUGCUGCAAAUGCAGCUGUCACUCAACAACUCGCCGCUCUGAUGGCUGAUCCAACGGCUUUAGCCGCUUUCGCUGCCGUUCAACAACAGCAAGCCCCAACCUCCAGUAAGCGGAGAAAGGAA